Messenger RNA from Gasterosteus aculeatus aculeatus (three-spined stickleback), 2856 nucleotides. RefSeq names its product ceramide synthase 4a (gene cers4a). Gene Ontology annotation, molecular function: DNA binding; sphingosine N-acyltransferase activity. Gene Ontology annotation, cellular component: membrane. Gene Ontology annotation, biological process: ceramide biosynthetic process. The record is from RefSeq and is a predicted model, not a curated record. Lineage: Eukaryota; Metazoa; Chordata; Actinopteri; Perciformes; Gasterosteidae.
UCAAUGCAGCGGUUUUUACGGAGUUUCUGGGAAAUAGGGAAUCGAUAAAUGAGAAUAAAUAGAUUGGCUGUUGGUUGAUGGGGCUUGUAGCUGUGAGGUGUGGGAUGCCUUCAUGGGAAUGGAUGGAGGCCCUGUUGAAUGAGUGGCUGUGGCAGGAGGAGUCCUGGCUUCCUCCUGGCGUCACCUGGCAGGACAUUAAGAUGAAGGAGGACGAAGGCCGCUUUCCUCUACCCAGAGAUCUCGUCUACACCGUACCACUGGCCUUCGCCUUCAUAGCCCUCAGAUUCAUCUUCGAGAGGCUCAUUGCUCUCCCGUUAAGCAAACAUUUGGGUGUGAAGGACCGUAUUCGGAUUCAAGCCGAUUCUGUCCCAAAGCUGGAGACCUUCUACAAACAGACAAGUCGUCAACCUUUGCAAAAGGAGGCGGUGAGCUUGGGGAAGCAGUGUGGAAUCUCUCAGAGAAAUAUCCAGACCUGGUUCAGACACAGAAGGAACCAGGACCGGCCGAGCAACACCAAGAAGUUCUGCGAGGCCUCCUGGCGUUUUGUCUUCUACCUCAUAUCCUUCACUGCGGGACUCGGCUCUUUAAUUAAUACGCCGUGGUUCUGGGAUCAUAGAGAGUGUUGGAGGGGUUACCCCAAACAGCCCGUGGCUGUGGCUCAUUACUGGUACUACAUCUUGGAACUGGGCUUCUAUUUGUCGCUACUUCUGUGCGUGUCUGUGGACGUCAAGCGAAAAGACUUCAAGGAGCAGGUGAUUCAUCACAUCGCCACCGUGUUCCUCAUCGGUUUCUCCUACUGCGCCAACUAUGUGAGGGUUGGCACUCUGGUGAUGCUGGUGCACGACUCCUCUGACUUCCUGCUCGAGUCUGCCAAGAUGUUUCACUACGCCGGCUGGACGAGGACGUGUGACUCGCUCUUUGUCGUCUUCGCUCUGGCGUUCCUGGUGACCAGGCUGGUGGUGUUUCCUGGCAGAGUGGUCCACACAACCUUGGUGCUGUCUCUAGAAUUCUUCCAGCCCUUCUUUGGUUAUUAUUUCUUCAACACCCUUCUGUUAGUGCUGCAAGCACUGCACAUCUUCUGGGCUUAUCUGAUCCUGCGUAUGCUUUACAAGUUUGUGUUCCUGGGCAAGGUGGAGCGCGAUGAACGUAGUGAGGACGAAAGUGAGGUUGACGAUGAAGAGGAAGCGCCCGAGGAAGAUGGAGACGAAGGGAGCAGGAAGCAAAGAAAGGGCGCAAUCAACUGCAAACUGGCAUCGCUGGCUAACAACUGUGUCCUGAACAACCUGACUAGCCAGAGGAAAAUAAACUGCAGAGCGCAGAGUCGCAAAGCUAGAUAGUGGAGUCGCGUACUUCCACGCUGACUGAUCCUCGCUAGGGAAAAAACAAUCGUUUGCCCUCCUACUUAUCGAAGAAUAAGUUGUUUCCAAUAUAUGAUACAUGCACAUGGCUUGUGUCCAACCCAACACGGUCCAUUGGCCAAACAGGACAUGCAUGAUUCCUGAUUAUCUUCAAUGAAAAAACAGAGCAAAGAAGCACAGAGGAUUGUAGAUCUGCUCACCCGGUGGGCAGGCUACUUCCACUACAUACAGUAUCGAUGGCAAAACAAGCAGGAAGGGAAAUAUCCUUCACAACAAAUCAUUUGGUUUUUGCAGAUUUUGUAAUCAUGUUGUUUUUUUAUUAUGAUAUUAAUGAAUUCAUUAUGUACCUUAAAGUAAAGCUUAUAUCCUUUAUUUGGUCAACAAGGAAUUCCAAAUGUUUUACACAAAGUCAAACUGAUCCUAUCUAAUACAUGUUAUGAUGACGUUUUAAUGAGAGCAACUUAAAACUAGAAUUGAAUAGUAUUCACUCCUGCAGCUUUGUUUCCACAUACACGGACGGUUUGGCUGGUUGUAAAGAAUAUAUGUUCAGUAAAUAUGUUGAUAAACCACUUUAUAUUUUUUUAUGAACCAGGUAGUUUGUAUGUUGAUGUACUCUGUGGCAGAAUGUGAAAAGUCCCUGAGGGCGGGAUCAAGGUACAGAUUUCUUUGAUUUGAUGUUGUCGGUAAUGUACGUGCUCAAUUUUCAAAAGAGUUACGGCGCCUCCUGGUGUACAAAUAAGAAUAUAUCUUGUCUGCUAAAAUGAUGCCUUUACAAAAUAUUUCUGCUCAUAGAAAUAUGGAUUCUGUGUUUUUCUUUUUCUACUUUGAAUAUCAUUGUGACAGCAUGAUUUCGCAGCAAGGUUUCUGUCAAGGUCUGAACCACUGGCUGUUUGCUUUGUGCCUUGCCUGCUGUUUUUACCGUAGUCUGUGAAUAGUUUUGAUAUUUGGUACUUGGUGGUGAACAAGUAUGGCAUGAAAGUUACGCAAAUGUGAGGAGUAGUUUACUAAGGUUCAAUGCUUUAUGGCUCACAUAAAGGCCGGUGCGUACCAUUUAGGGUAUUUAGUGGCAUUGAACAUGAAUUUAAACACUGAAAGACAUGGUUCAGUGUAUUUCAGCUGUCUCCAAACUCCAAGUUCCUUAAUUAACAGAUAUAGUGUUCAGAAAGUACACUCUCAGUAUACACAGAAGUUCAUUAAUUUCAAAAAACAGAUGUUUAAUUUCCAUGGGUUAGUUUCAGGAUUAGACAGUAAAGUAGAAACUGGAUUGUGUCUGCCUCUGAAUAACUGAGGCAGAGUGGGAUUCACUAAAAGGGCUGAUUCACUGAAUAACCCAUGACCCACACUAAAAUAUCAGUGUUACUUUAAUAGAUAUAAAACCUAUAGUAACAUCCCUUUUCCAUGAAAGUCACACUGCACACUAUUCUCUUGUGAGUGCACAUGGAUGCUUUUUCUGAUAUGUUGGCCUGCUGGAAGGUUUUAAUAAAUUAUUUCUAUUUAA